This is a messenger RNA of Klebsormidium nitens, 2085 nucleotides long. The record is from the annotation of a GenBank genome assembly. Lineage: Eukaryota; Viridiplantae; Streptophyta; Klebsormidiophyceae; Klebsormidiales; Klebsormidiaceae.
GAAAAGUCAACAUGCAGAACGAGAGCCUGAGGGACUACUGCAGGGUGCGCUCUUCAAAGAUUCCAGAGCCUGAGGCAGAGUCCAGGUGAGCUCGCGAGGUGUCAUCCUUUUCCCUUCCAUCUUCAAGUUCCACUUCUGGACUUCAACGUAAUCAACCGGAGAGCGCUGCAUUUUCAGGAUCCGCAGCGAAGACUGAGCAAAGAGAGCUUUCUUUGCCUUCCAUUUUGUUCUGCUCGCGCCUACAGCUCUCUAAGAUCAGACUUCUAAGUAUCACAAGCAAUUUGUAGCAGGCACUCGCAAUGGGGCUUGCAAGCAAGUUGAAAGCGCAGGGUUACACAGGUCCCGAAGGCUACGGAGCUCCCGCCGGGGCUCCCCCGCCUCAGGGAGGUGCUUCUGCAACCCCGUACCCAGCACCGUAUCCCCAGCAGGGCUCAGCCCCGGGCCCAUACGGUCAGCAACCGGGUGCAUCUCCAUACCCCCCCCCUUCGGGACAAUCCCCAUAUCCCCCUCCUCCAGGGCAAUCCCCUUAUCCUCCCUCAGGGUCGUCUCCCUAUCCUCCCCCAGGUGGCGCGUCUCCUUACCCACCCCCUCCCGGUGCUUCUCCAUACCCUCCACCUGGCGGUAGCGCUCCCCCCAAGCAGGGGUCAUCUCCGUAUCCUCCGCCGGGAGGCAGCUCUCCUUAUCCACCUCCUGGAGGCUCCUCGCCUUACCCCCCUGCCCCUGGAUCGUCGCCCUACCCACCACCUGCAGGAGGUUAUGGCUAUCCUCCGGCUCCAGGCCAGGGAGUUCCCGGGGGUUAUCCAGGGGCGCCGGGCCAGCAGAGCCAGUACCCCCCCCAAAGUGGAAUGCAAGGUGCAGCUGGGGCGGUUGAGGCCAAACUGCAGCACGUCGUGCGUGAGAACCAAUUGGACCGCUUCUAUCCUCCACAAGCCGUCCAGGCGCUGGCCCAGAGGAUUACGCAGACCGUCAACUUUGAUCAACUGGCAUCCAAGUGGCGUAUGCCCAAAGAGUUGGCCAUUGACCUGGCGGGUUUGGCGCUGUUUGACAUCGUGAUCCUGGCGGACGACUCUUCCUCCAUGUCGUUUGAGGAACAGGGCGAGCGCAUUGACGAUCUCAAGAUGAUCCUCAACCGAGUCGCAGAGGUUGCGACGAUGUUUGAUCAGGACGGGAUCACGAUCCGCUUCCUGAACUCGCAGGCGCAGGGGAACAACAUCAGGACUGCGCAAGAAGCCAACACAUGUGUUGCCAAGACCCAAUUCCAGGGGCUCACUCCUCUAGCAGCAAGCAUGGAGCGCAACGUGCUGCAGCCCCUCGUGUUCGGCCCCGCUCAGUCCGGACAGCUGCGCAAGCCCGUUCUAGUGAUUACCAUCACGGACGGGGAGCCGUCGGACAGUCCCAAAGAUGCGAUCCUACAGGUCAUCCGCAAUGCGCGUGCGCGCCUGGCACCACAGUACGGGAAGUGCGCCGUCGUGUUCCAGUUUGCCCAAGUCGGCCGAGAUCAGCGCGCUCAGGCGUUCCUGGCCAAGCUUGACAAGAAUGCAGACAUUGGCGACGUCAUUGACUGCACAUCCUACUACGAGCUAGAGGCAGAAGAGUUCAAGCGGAAAGGGAUUGACAUGACUGUCGAGCUGUGGUUGGUGAAGAUGAUGGUUGGAGCAUUCGACGACUCUUAUGAUGCCGAGGAUGAAGCAUAGAUAAUGCAUAUUGAGUAAAGACUGGUUGACCCUUUUUGUCAAUGCCUAACCGCUUGAUAAGGCUUUUCUGAGGUCGUUUGAGGCCACCUUGAGAAAGAUAUGUAGGAGGGGUGAAAAUGGAUAUAGUAUACAUAAAGAUAAGGAAGGUUUUUUAGGUGAUUGUUGUUGUUUUUUAUUAUACCGUCCUUUUCACCAACUUCGUUUUGUCUAAGAAGCAUCUAGAGCAACGGCUUGGUCAUGGUGAGAAGAUCGUCUUGAGAACAAAGGCCUUACUCUAAACAACCAUAUCAGCAACUUUGAGCACAGAAGUAUGUCAAGCCCAACACUAUCUAGUUGCAUAUGUCUUUCACACAGUGUAUUCGCCGGGUUACUCAUUCACGUGAAAGCUGGG